Messenger RNA from Ictalurus punctatus (channel catfish), 3500 nucleotides. RefSeq names its product DNA cross-link repair 1A (PSO2 homolog, S. cerevisiae) (gene dclre1a). Gene Ontology annotation, biological process: interstrand cross-link repair; protection from non-homologous end joining at telomere; double-strand break repair via nonhomologous end joining. NCBI's taxonomy places the organism in Eukaryota, Metazoa, Chordata, Actinopteri, Siluriformes, Ictaluridae. Gene Ontology annotation, molecular function: 5'-3' DNA exonuclease activity; damaged DNA binding. The transcript is spliced from 9 exons. Bases 202 to 3105 code for a protein of 967 amino acids. The record is from RefSeq and is a predicted model, not a curated record.
UUCUUACUGCACUGGCGGUAAUUGUGUAAUAAAAGAGCGCACGUUUGACGCGGUUAUUCCGUGUCUUAUGAGACAUGAAACUUUACUUGAGACAUUUCCAAGCCUUGAAUGAGAAUGAGAGCUAUAUUUUGGUUCUGUGAUACAUGUUGCCUCGGACCUGUGUGUAAGUGUAUUCAGUAAUUUGAUUAAACUCUGAUUCUGAUGUCACACAGCGAGUCUGAAAGUGACAUCUGGGAAUACAAACCUCUUAAGAAGACUAAAAGACAAGCCACAAGUCCGAAAUCUGCUGCAGAUGGAUCAAAGCGACGGAAGUUGGCAAAGCAAGGGGCGUCAAAGAAGUCGUCAAAGAAAACCUGCAGAGGGAGUAGAUUGAGAACUGAGCCCAAGACAGCGACUACACUAUGUACAGAGGCUGAAUCUGUUCAAGUGACCGAGGUAGAUGGACCACUAACCAAAUCCUCCAUACCAUCUGACUCACAAUCAGCCGAAGUGCAUGAUGGGCCAUCAUCAGAACAGCACUCUCAGUCCAGGGGUUACUGUCCUGUCUGUCAAAUGCCAUUUUCCAUUUUGGUCGUCCAGACAACACAAUGGCAUGUUGCUGAAUGUCUGGAGAACCCUGGGGAAACAAGUAAAGAAUGUCCAGAUGGCCUAGAGUGCUCCUCCUCCAUUCCAAGCCACUACAAGAGGUACAGCCACUCUCUUUUAGCUCACAGACGAGCACUAAAUUCCACAGAGUCUGCAUCUUCAAUACUGGGCCACAGGGCUAGAUUCCAUCUGGAGCAGAAUACAUUUAAUAAGGAUACUAUUAUUUAUAGUAAAGAGAGCUUUGUGGACAGUGCUGUCAAUCUGUCUACUGCAUCCAGCCAGAGUGCCUUUCCUGCUCACCGAUCCAGAGAAUCUCGUACUCCUGUCCAUCCUAAUGCCUUACAGCUCUUGCGCUCACCUGGGCCUGAAGAUAUUAAGAAAAAGAAAGGCUGGUCCCCUUCUACCAAAGGACCUAGAUCUCACACCUCAUCUCAUGAAGCUAAAAUUAGGAUAUCAACCCCAUUGAAAGCAGGAAAUAUAAGCCAUGAUGUUCAGACCGGAGAAGUAAAAGAGGAGCCGUGUACUUUAGUUGAUGAUGAUUAUAUCUCAUAUUCUCCUCUUUCUGAGAUCCCUGCUGAAACAGAAAGGAAGCAGAUAAAGAAAAAACUGUUUCACAGUACAGCACUAGAAGACAUGAAUGAGAAAAAUGAUAAUUCAGAUUCAUUAAUACUGUUCAAUGAUAGUGCAAUAAGUGAUGAUGACCUGUUUGCUGAUAUCUUAGAUCAGUAUGAAACCGAGACAAGCCAAGGAGAUCCAGUCGUUAAGGAGUCUCUGUACACCUGUGACCAAUUAGAGUCAUUAGAGUCACAUGAACAUUUGACGAGUUCCAGCUGCACAGGCCCUAAUGAUAGCCCUCAUCAGUCUAGUUCCCCUUUUAGCCACUCAAAAGACAUGCAUGUAGUGAAAGAUAGGGAAGAUAAUCCUCAGCUAUCAUCUCCUCAAAGCCUGGUCUUGGAUCGUCUUCGUGAAUGUAUAUCAAACACUGCACAGUUCAACAGUCUUAAUUCUACUUGUGUUGAUGUAAAGUCUGAAUCUUUGAAUCAGGAAAUGUCUUCCACUCAAGCCAUUUUGGCCACUAGAAAACAAACUCUUUCCAUAACACCCAAAAAACCCCAGACCAGAGCAAGAACAUCCGGGUUAAAGCAAACUGAUAUCGGAGUCUUUUUUGGAUUGAGACCUUUGAGAGAAAAGAGAGAGGAGGUUAGCACUACUGUGGAAGAGAAACUCCUGGUGAGCUCUGCUUCAGGGAAGAGCUCUGGAACUGUAGAACGGCAGAAUAGACGGAGGAAGAACACUGCAGCAUCUGAAGCGACCAGGACGAGGGAAGAAGCAGAAGAAGGAUCUGCUCAGCCUACGCAAACAGAAGGCAACCGAGGAGCGAGGGCUUGGGGGAGGAAGAGGUGGAACACAACAAGAGCGACAGAUGGAGGAGCAGAAGAGGCCAAACGAUGCCCGUUUUACAAGAAAAUCCCAGGAACGACUUUUGCUGUGGAUGCUUUUCAGUACGGGCAUAUCAAAGGCAUCACAGCCUACUUCCUCACACAUUUCCACUCUGAUCACUAUGGAGGACUGAAGAAAACCUCAACUUUUCCUAUCUAUUGCAAUAAAAUAACGGGCAACCUGGUGAAGAGUAAACUACAUGUGGAUGAGCAGUAUAUCCAUAUUCUUCCCAUGAAUGAGGAAUGUGUAGUCGAUGGUGUAAAGGUUAUCCUACUAGAUGCCAAUCACUGCCCAGGGUCGGCCAUGCUGCUGUUGCUGUUGCCAGAUGGCCAGACUGUGCUCCACACAGGUGACUUCCGGGCUCAUCCGUCCAUGGAGCGCUACCCAGAGUUGCAGGGUGACAGGAUUCAGACACUUUAUCUGGACACCACGUACUGCAGUCCAGAAUAUACAUUUCCCACCCAGCAGGAAGUGAUAACCUUUGCUGCUAAUACAGCGUUUGAGCUGGUCACACUCAAUCCUCGCACACUGAUUGUGUGUGGCACCUACUCAGUAGGAAAGGAGAAGGUUUUUUUGGCCAUUUCUCAGGUGCUAGGUUCUAAGGUCUAUAUGUCCAAAGAUCGUUAUAAAACCAUGUGCUGUCUAGAGUCGGAGCACAUCUACAAGUGUAUUACCACAGACAUGAAGGCAGCUCAGAUCCAUGUUCUUCCCAUGAUGCAGCUCAAUUUCAAGAACUUAAAAACGUAUUUGAGCAAGUUUUCCGGUACGUAUGACCAGCUGGUGGCAUUCAAGCCCACGGGCUGGACCUUUACUCAAGAAGUGGGGGUGGACAACAUACAACCUCAAGUCAAAGACAACAUCAGUGUUUAUGGUAUUCCAUACAGCGAACACAGUAGCUACCUGGAGCUGAAGCGCUUUGUGCAGUGGUUGCGGCCACUGAAAAUCAUUCCCACAGUGAAUGUUGGCAGUUGGAGCAGUAGGAAGGCUAUGAACAACUGCUUCAGUGAGUGGCAAGCUGAGGUUAAAGCUCUAAAUGCAGGACCAAGGAGUGAUCAUAAAGGCUCCUGUACAAGACAGUAACUGAUCACUGCAUCACCACAGUUCAGUGUUGGGCCAAAUAGUCAAAUUGGGUAUUCCUAAAUGCAAGCCUGGUUAUAAGCCUAAUAUCUCUUCGCAUUUAGAGACAUGCAGAGCAAAAUUUGGAACCACGGUUUUUACAAAAAGUUUUUAAAUUGUUGCCUUUGCAGUGUUUUACAUGGGUGCCAUUUGCUCAUUUUAGUGAAAAACGGUCAUUGUUUAUCUCAGUAGUUACCAAUCAAAGUAAUUAGUAAUGAAUUCACUAAAUGAGGUUAAUUUUCAGGUAGAUUAUCUGUUCCAAUACACUUCAUGUCCUCAAACUUUGCAUCAUUGCCUAUGAAUGUGUUUUUAAAUGCUUAAAAUAUGUAGAUAUUUACAAAUAAAUCUGUUUAAUAAUG